Molecule: messenger RNA, 3478 nt
Organism: Gorilla gorilla gorilla (western lowland gorilla)
Lineage: Eukaryota; Metazoa; Chordata; Mammalia; Primates; Hominidae
Gene: SURF2
Product: surfeit 2
Exons: 6
Coding region: 74-847 (257 amino acids)
Source: RefSeq, a predicted model, not a curated record
CGCCCAGAGCCCCGCCCCCGGCUCCACGUUCUGCGAGCGGCUUCCGCCGGGCUGCUCCGCGGGCGCCUCGGCCAUGAGCGAGUUGCCGGCCGACGUGCGGGUCUUUCUACGGGAGCACCCGAGCCUGCGGCUCCAGACGGACGCCCGCAAGGUGAGGUGCAUCCUGACGGGUCACGAGCUGCCCUGCCGCCUGCCGGAGCUCCAGGUCUACACCCGCGGCAAAAAGUACCAGCGGCUGGUCCGCGCCUCCCCGGCCUUCGACUAUGCAGAGUUCGAGCCGCACAUCGUGCCCAGCACCAAGAACCCGCACCAGUUGUUCUGCAAACUCACCCUGCGGCACAUCAACAAGUGCCCAGAACACGUGCUGAGGCACACCCAGGGCCGGCGGUACCAGCGAGCUCUGUGUAAAUAUGAAGAAUGUCAGAAGCAAGGGGUGGAGUACGUGCCUGCCUGCCUGGUGCACCGGAGGAGGAGGAGGAGGGAGGACCAGAUGGACGGUGAUGGGCCUCGCCCGCGGGAAGCCUUCUGGGAGCCCACAUCCAGUGAUGAGGGGGGAGCUGCAAGUGAUGACAGCAUGACAGACCUGUACCCACCUGAGCUAUUCACCAGAAAGGACCUUGGAAGCACGGAGGAUGGGGAUGGCACCGAUGACUUUUUGACAGACGAAGAGGAUGAGAAGGCAAAGCCCCGAAGAGAGAAGGCCACUGAUGAGGGCAGGAGAGAGACGACCGUGUACCGAGGGCUGGUCCAGAAGCACGGGAAGAAGCAGUUGGGCUCGUUGAAAAAGAAGUUCAAGAGUCAUCACCGCAAACCCAAGAGCUUCAGCUCCUGUAAACAGCCAGGUUAAUAAAAGCACAUGCCGUGAAGUUUCGAGAAAGCCUUCAGAUAUUUCCCCCGCUCCUGAUCAAGCCGUGUGUCCUCUGAAUGAUCGGCUGUCCCCAGUGUCUUCUCUACCCACUUAUCCUUGUCUCAUGACAUCUGCUGCCCUCUAAGGCAGGGCUGAGGGAGUCUGUCCCCCACACCCAGGAAGCAGCAGGGACUCUGAGGGACUAAUUCUCUCUGGACAUGGCUUCUGAGUGGUCUUCAGAGAAGCCUAGAGAAGUAACCUCGCUUACUGGCAUCCUGAGGGGAGCCCCAUUCAGGCUGGGCAACGCUAUAGGAUCACACUGCAUACAACAAAUGCCAUUAUUUAUUUUGAUGUGUUUCCAAAAAUCAAAACGUUUUCAAACACAACUAAGAUAUAAAAUACAGCAUAAAAUGAGAUUUAGAUCUGUUUCCCACAUAAAGCAAAAAAAUCUUAGAAAUUGUUUUGCCAAAGUCAAUUGGUAGAUCCCACUUAUCCUCUCCUCCCUGCAAAGGCAUCUUCCCGAAUCAGGCCCUAGCCCACCCAGGGCCAGGAGAAACAGAAACACCCACUAGGAUAGAGGCGCUGCUGGUGCAGAACUGGUGCUGACUGCUCACAUGGCCUCCUUUGGUCCACCCUACUUUCCACCCAUCAGCCAACCAACCUUGACCACAGAAAAACCGUGACUUGGCCAAGGUCAUUUGAUGGGGGCUGUCAUACGGCACUAACGGAGCGAGGUGUGGACCAAGAGACAGCCCUGGUGAGGUUGAAACACUGAGACAAGCCAGUCUUCAUGCAGUGAGCACUUGAAUGAUCACAGGAGAAGAGAACCCAUGUCCUGAAGCCAUUGCUCGAUCUUACCAAUAUUCGGGGGUAAGGAAGUAGGCUACCAGGGGAAGAUUUGCAAACGCAUUGGGACUAGCUCGGCUGUGUUAAAAAGGUGCCCCCUCCUCAGGGUAGGUGACUUCCAAAAGCACUUAUGAGCAGAAACCUGCCUCACCCCUGCCCUGCAGAGCCAACAGACAAGAGGCCAAGAGGGAGGCAGGCUCGGGGCUGGGCCACAGCAGCCCUGGAGACAGGCUGAGCCAGCCUGUCCCCAGAUAGGUCUAGGGGCCAGAGGUGUUCAACCACCCUUGUGGCAUUUACUAUGGUGCAGACGACAGGGAGCAACAAGCAGUUAAGCUCCCCCCAAAAAGAGAAACACAGUAUAAGGCAGUGUUAGAAAACUUUAAAUACAGGAUUAAGAUCAAAUCGGUAAGGCAUCACAAAUUGUAAAAAGGAAUUUUGGCUGCAUUCGGCAUAGCAAACGGACAAUCUGAGCGACAGCCUCAGGAAAGUGGUGUGUCGGGGCUGUCCACAGGGCGAGUGCAGCUGGGAAAGGGCGGUGCUGCUCAGCCAGGUGGCCUGCGCUUUCGAGACCUUGCUCAGAAAAGGCCCCAUGUGAGGUAACUGGGUUGAGUCCGUGGGUCUCCAGUGCUGGGAGCUCCUGCCACACCCCCUGCCCACAGCGGCUGCGGCUCCGCAAGCUGGUCCAAGGAGCAGCUGGCCAGGCUGGCUUGCAGGGUGCUGCUGCUGGGGCUACCCCUGUGCGGUCUCACUAGCCCUCCCCACUGCCAGCUUGGAGGCCAGCAGCACCCAGACCAGCAGCUUCCCCAAGGACUUCUUGCCCCUCCGCCUUGCCUCAAGCUACUAAAACUCCCAGGGUGUUACCCAAUAAAACACUUGGCACCAAUCCAAGCUGAUUUUCUGACCGAUGACUUUUAUCAUAAACAGCAGCUUCCACCACCCCUUUAAUACUGCAUCAUUCUUUGGGUGUCCCUAAAUGUUUUCACUAUUCCUAUAAAAUACAAUGCGGGGCAGAAACAACAUCAAAGCCACUGGUGUGAUUUUAAACCAGGGAGAUUAACUGUUUUGAGGUUUGGCUGAACCACCCAAAAUAAUUUAGUAGUUUCCGCUAAAAAUGUAAACUUAAAAAUAAGAGGGAGACUACUUUGAAUGAUAAUACCAAUGCGUCUGCUCACAGUACAGCCUGAAGGCCCCCUCCUGUACCCCCACAAAAAAACUCAAAAAUAGGACUGAGAUGCCACAGCCAAGCGGGCUGUUCACUCCAAAGCCUCGGCGUGGGGGAGGCUUCCAGCUGCCAGGCUGGCCUGCACUGAAGGGUCAGACGCCAGACUGUGGCUCCAGAGCAGACUGAGCCAUCGAUUCUCAGGUGUGUCUGCAAAUAAAGUUCUCAAAACAUCUGUGCCUUUACCAAGGGAGGGGAAGGGAAGAGGAUACAUAAAAGCUGGCAGUUUUGUUGAAUCCACCCCGAACCAGUCCUUGACGGCCACGGGUCUUAGCCAGGCAGGUAGGGAUCUGUGACUGUUACCACUCCUUCUUCUUCUCAUCCAUGGAGACACCCCCAGGGCCCAGCGCCACCACCAGGAGCAAGCCCCCGAUCACCGACAUGGUCUGGAAGAAGUCGUAUUUCAGGAAGUCAUGCAUGGGCUUGUAGACUGGAAUGGUCCAGAAGGCGUUGAAAUAUACGUUGAUGGCAAAGAGCCACACAACAAGAGUCAAAGCAGCCAGCUUGGUUUUAAAACCAAUGGCCACUAAAAUCAUCAGAGCUGUGCCCACGAUGUUCUGGACAAU